AUGCAGGACUCCGUCUCACAAUUGACGCCUUGCGACGGAACAGCCAAAUCAGAGUACUGGUGUUGUGGAGACAGCGACGCGUGCUGUUCGGCCUCCGCUGAUGCGCUGGUCUCGAAGAGAAUCAGGAUUCCGAAGGAACUCGGAGGCGAGCAAGUAGCUUCUGCGAGUGCGGGGCCGGCUUCGCCAAGUGCUGGACCGGCUUCCUCCCGCGUGGGCACAGCUUCUUCGAUCGGGAGCACGAUAACUAGGAGUGCAGCACCGGUAGCGACGGGGACGGGAACGGGCGAGGAACCCACGCCAUCGUCCGACGCAGCGAACCUGUCCGGCCAGAACGAGGAGAAGAAAGAUGAGGGCAAAUCGAACUCGGGACGCAAUAUCGGUAUCGGCGUAGGUGUCGGCGCUGGAGUCGGUGCUCUGCUAGGUAUUGCAGUGACCAUGCUACUGCGAAGACGGAAGUCAAAGCAGAAGACUCGGGAGAUUGAAAACGAGAUUGCAGAAGAGAGGCAGAAGCAGGAUCUAGCCAAAGGGUACCACCACGUGGCUGAGAUGCCGCAUCAGGAACCGGUAUGUUGA
Molecule: messenger RNA, 573 nt
Organism: Alternaria infectoria
Lineage: Eukaryota; Fungi; Ascomycota; Dothideomycetes; Pleosporales; Pleosporaceae
Exons: 2
Coding region: 1-573 (190 amino acids)
Source: RefSeq, a predicted model, not a curated record